GCGGCGCUAAGAUGGCGGCGGCGGCAGCGGCGACCGUGGCGGGGGCGGGGCGCGGCGGCGGGGGCGCGGAACACCGGCAGGAGCGGAGUCGGGCCCGGGGCUGGGUUGGCGUCGAACGCAGCGAAGGCCGGAGCAGGAUGGAACCAGGUGAGGAGCUAGAAGAGGAGGACUCUCCAGGUGGCCGUGAGGAUGGCUUCACCGCUGAGCACCUGGCUGCAGAGGCCAUGGCAGCUGACAUGGACCCCUGGCUAGUGUUUGAUGCCCGAACAACGCCUGCCACCGAGCUGGAUGACUGGCUGGCCAAGUACCCACCAUCCCAAGUUACCCGCUAUGGGGACCCUGGUUCACCCAACUCAGAGCCUGUGGGCUGGAUUGCAGUGUAUGGGCACGGCUACAGCCCCAACUCCGGGGACGUCCAGGGCCUGCAGGCAGCCUGGGAAGCUCUGCAGACGAGCGGGCGGCCCAUCACUCCAGGUACCCUGCGACAGCUGGCCAUCACCCACCAUGUGCUCUCGGGCAAGUGGCUGAUGCAUCUGGCACCGGGCUUCAAGCUGGACCACGCCUGGGCUGGCAUUGCCCGGGCCGUGGUUGAAGGCCAGCUUCAGGUGGCCAAGGUGAGCCCACGGGCCAAGGAGGGUGGGCGCCAGGUCAUCUGUGUUUACACGGACGACUUCACGGACCGAUUGGGUGUACUGGAGGCAGAUUCAGCCAUCCGUGCAGCGGGCAUUAAGUGCCUGCUCACCUACAAGCCUGACGUCUACACCUACCUGGGCAUCUACCGGGCCAACCGCUGGCACCUCUGCCCCACUCUCUAUGAGAGCCGUUUCCAGCUUGGGGGUGGUGCCCGUGGCUCCCGAGUGCUUGACCGUGCCAACAACGUGGAACUGACCUAGAGGGGCCAAAUUGGGGAGACUGCCUUGUGCCUCCUCCAUGCUGUGGAUGGAUCCUCCUGUCUUCCUCCUUGUCCCAUGAAGGCCAACCCUCCAGCUCUGGGGACUAGAUCGCUUGGGAGCAACCUGAAUCUUCAGUCCGCUUGAACUUCUGCCCUCUGUUCAGGGCUGGCUCAAGCCCCCACAGGCUGGGGCGCGCUGGUUCCCGAGGGACGAACCCUCAGCCCCCCUUUUUAAUGCUGCUCCUCUCCACUGCCCAGGACAAGGGUUUGGGUGCAGACACCUAGGAGAGCCUUCCUUGGCCACGCUCAUCCCCGCUAUACCUCCCCUUCCUCCUGCAUCUCCCCUUGUCUCCUUCCCCCUCACAAGGGAGAAAACUUAGUGCUUCCAGCCCCUGUCCUUGGAGCCUUCAUGGUCCAGAGGGUAGGGGCCCCGCUGGCCUGAGCAUGCCAUUUUGGGGGGAGGGUAGUUGUGCCUACUCAUCCCCUGGCAGAGGGAAUGCCAGGGCCAUGGACAUGAGACCUGCCCAUCCCUGCCAAUUCACACGGCCUGCACCACCACUGUCACCCCUUCCUUGCCUACUUUGACAUGUGCCUGCUCCUGGCAUUUCAAUAAAACCCAUCUUGGGUCUGUGUCUUGAGUGUUUUUUAAAA
Molecule: messenger RNA, 1543 nt
Organism: Saimiri boliviensis boliviensis (Bolivian squirrel monkey)
Lineage: Eukaryota; Metazoa; Chordata; Mammalia; Primates; Cebidae
Gene: C6H11orf68
Product: chromosome 6 C11orf68 homolog
Source: RefSeq, a predicted model, not a curated record